AUGUUUGAAAAAACCUGGCUACAGAUGAAGAAACGAUUACAUCGAUCUGUCGGUUGUUUUGGAUUUAGAUCUAUUCAUCUUUUUUCAAACACAGCGAUUACCAGUAAAAAGCUGCAAUCCAAAAAUCCCCCUAUUCAGAACUCUGAUCCAGACUCCAAAACGUAUAACAAAGGACGAAAUUUACCAGCAUCUAGUGAUUAUGACCUAAUGUUAAGCAGUGUAGUAAAAGAAAAUGAUGCCUCCUCAUGUUCCACUUCUCAAGUAACCAAUACUAGUGUGCAUAAUAAUAAUUUAUCACACACAAAAACUAGCAACGUCGAGGAAAAUGGAAAAUACUUAGUGUUUGGCGGUAAAGUUUCCGAACCUCGUGCCCCACGUAUUUCUAAUGUCAGAAAACAACAACCGAUGAAAUUUCAAUCUCGUACACUCAGUCCUUCCGAUAAUCAAGAUGUACAUGAAUCGUUGCAAAGAAAUUUUAUCCUUAACUGCUCAUCUGUUUCAACAUUGAAGCGCAACUCUUCCGAAACAAGAAAAACUGAUGAUUUCGAUCUACAAUUUGAAAAGCAAUUAAAUAAUGGUAGUAGACAUUAUGAACUAAAUAAUGAUGUAUCAGAAGAUAUUCACAAUUACUUAUUGAAUUCUCCAUCCUGUACAAAUUUACUAAACACUGUAACUGCCAAAUGUUCAGAUAAAAAGUUGAUUUCCAAGACGGUAAGUCUUGGAAUUCCUACACAAAGGCCAAAUCAUCCUCUAAAACUUUCUCCAUCUUUUAUGGAAUCAACUUCAAUGAAAACUGUUAAUGAUUCUUUGCGUCAUGAAUUAAAGCAUCCAUCUAGUUUCCUGUUUGCUAAUGAACAAAGAGAAAUGGUUGAGGAAUUACAAGCAACAAGAAUUAUUCUUUUGAAACUGAAACGUUUAUUAGUCGAGACUCCGAUUUCGGGAAAUAAUCUUUAUUCUUCGUCUUUCAAACCAACAAAUCUAUGUAACGACUCGUUGCAUUCCCUCAACUUUACCACGUGUCAUUGUAAUGUAAAUCAAAGUCGAUUUCUGCUUGUUCCCUCAGUUGCCGAAGAUAAUCAACUGGUCUCGAAGAGCUUAUUGAUAGCCUUGCACAGCUGCACUUUGAAAAAUCAGAAAUUCUAUGCGCUACCUAAUAACUGUAAAUCAACGUUUUAUCGCUUCAGAACUACUACAUAUCCUGAGGAUUUGGAUACUUAA
Messenger RNA from Schistosoma intercalatum, 1218 nucleotides. Lineage: Eukaryota; Metazoa; Platyhelminthes; Trematoda; Strigeidida; Schistosomatidae. The record is from the annotation of a GenBank genome assembly.